UAACUGUCAAUCAGUCAGUAAAAUUGUCAAACGGCUGUGUUUUCUUUGAUAUCACUUUCAUCAAUUUGUCGAGUCCUCUGUGUAUUUUUGCAAAAAACCGAUUUCGUUUAGAAAUUGUUCAAUUACAAUGAUAAUUAUUGGUCUCACUUGAAAGCUAGUGAGUUUGUCGUUCUACUAGUGCAUUUCUUUAAUAGAAUAGACAAUUAAGGUGAUGGAUAGAGGUGGUGGCGUCUACGAUAUGAGUCGAAGAGCCGGGGAUUUCGCGCGGCGCAUCCAAAGAAUCAUUGAUGGUCCGAUCACGAGGAAGAAAUUGGUAUUGUUAUGCCUUAUUGCCGUGUUCUUACUUUUAUAUAUUGGGCCAGGAUUAAUGAAUUGGCUGUUCGGGGCCGAAGACUCUGUGUCAUACCAAAAUGUAUGUCAGAAAAACUUCCUUAAUCCAUUUCAGGAGGCCCUUAACGAGUACGACGUGUAUAUAAGGCAAGAGUCACUGGCCACACUGUCUACUUUAAGCUAUAAUUAUGUGCCUUACGUAGGUAAUGGGUUGAUAGGACUUACUUUGGACCAUGAUGCCCAUUUUAACAUCAAACAUGGCCGGUCCUUAUCUUUACCGGUGUAUUACCACCCUCUAUACAUAAUAGAAGAUUAUGACAUGAGAGAGUACACUGUUACUGAGUAUAGGAAGGGAAUCGUCCAUAGAUUUCAAUGUAGCAACUCAGGUUUACAGAUCUCAUACAAGUAUUAUGCACACAGGACAAUACCGUCAUUGUUUGUUCAAGAAAUUUGGAUCAACAAUCCCACGAACACUGGUAAAACUCUGCGAAUCUCUAUGCCAAGAAUUUCAGAGUGGCCCACAGCGGUUAAACAAACAGUAAAAUUGCAUCAGGGUGUCGAUACGAAAGAUUAUGAGGUAUAUACAGGAAUGAUACAACUGCCUGAUAGUGAGAAUGUUGUUGCCGUAUCAGUGGUGAGUAGGAAACUGAGUAAUAACAUUCAAAUUGGGGCCAGGGAUGGUAUAGACAUCUUAGUUUUAACUACUGUGCAGUACAGCAAUCCUAUUAAAAAAGCUGAUUAUGCGAAACACAAGGAUGUAGUUGAGAAGAAAGCUAUAGCUGAAAUGGAAAAGGUUAUAGGUCUAACAUGGGACAGAAAUGCAGUUAGAACUCUUCAAGAUAACCAUGCGAGGGUCUGGCAAGGUCUUUGGUACACUGGCUUUUACAUAUCAGACUCAAAGGCAGAAGGUGUUAUAAAUGGAGAUCGCAUAAAUGCUACAAUAUAUACAAUCUUAUCACAGGUCAGUAGUUAUGAACACGAAGAACAUAUAAAACCAGCGAGGAAAGCUGAUAUACUACGGGCGUUGACUUAUUCGGAAGGUUGCUAUGAAGGGCAUUCUACUUUGGACGCAUUGAACUUAUGGAAGCCUCUGAGUUCGUUGUCAAAUAUAAACGAUGUAGCCAGCCUUUGGCUGCUAACAUUGGAGAAACAAGGCUGUUAUAAAUUGCUCGCAGCAGGUGCCAGCGGUGUGAAUCAAGCAAUGAUACUUAGUUUUGGAAGCUUACGUUUCAGUAAUCAACAUUUAGAAUACAACAUACACCCAUCAAAGUUACAUAGAGACUUUCUUUUCAGACGUGUCACAUAUGGAAACAUGACACAUGUUAAUAUAAGUGUUAUUUUACAAGAGGACAAUAAAGCAGCUAUAUUUGUUGCAUUAGAUCGUUCAGAUAAGACAUAUUACGCUUGCGAUGCAGGCUGUUUAGACGCGCCUGUGCAGUUAGGACCUUACAAGAAGUAUUUCCCUGUGAAACUGACAGAACCGUUAACAGCAAUUUUGUAUAUAACUGCUGAUAAGCAACACAUGGAAGACCUAAGGCACGCUAUACACGUACAUGAAGUAGUUGAGGCACCAGCACAUGAGAAUCAUGUGAUAGCGUUGCACAAGCACGGUUAUAGUUUAGGGGGCCUGAACCCCCUAUUCUGGAUUUCUAUUAUACUUUUAAUAGUGGUCUUCCAUUUGUUCCUGUGUAGGAUAAUUAUGAAUGAGUUUUGUGAUAGCGGCGUCAGCUACAGGAGGCUUUAUAACAAACCUUGAAAUGUUGGUUAUGCCUUAAGUGCUUUGGUAUACUAACAAUGUCCAGUGCCGACUGAAAACUAAGGAUGGGUAAUAUGUAAUAAUAUCUAUAUAUUGUAGUUACAAUAUCUAUACGUAUAACAGAUAGAUACUGGUUUUUUUUUUAUGGGUGAAAAUGGUAACAACGCCUGCGCUAACGUGAUACGCUGGCGAAACAUCAGUGAAGGGUGAUAGAUGAGAAUGAAAACAAUCCAGUUAGCCCAUCAUGAUGAAUUCAUUAGGAAUUAACCAUGAUAGUUUCCAGGGGGAACCGCGAGGAGGUCGACCUGGUUGGGUAUAUUGCAAGCAAUGGGAUUCCCAGUCUCCAUUACUAACAAUCCCUUUCUCCCCGAUAGAUACUAGUUAUCCAAUAUAUAAUAUCGAAAAAAGAACCUGUUUGUAAUGAAUAAAGAUCUCUGGCUAGUAUGGACGGUAUCGCAAUAGGUGGUCAUCAAUAUCUAGUAGAACUCAAUAUAUAGUUAUCGGAUAUUACCCAUCUCUACUGAAAACUACAUACCAGUAUCUUGUUAUGUAUAUCUAAACUGAUACAUAGUUUUGGUAAUGAUCAAACAUGCUGAAUGAUUAAGUUAUAAGUAUAACGAGAAAGGCAGGAUUAUCGUAUCUGUUGAGAAACGCUCAUUUUUAUGCUGUACCAAUUGGAAACGCUUAGAACGAGUUUUUUAAGUAGACACUUAUUAGAUAUUAUUAAAGACAUACUUUAUUCCACGUUUCGUAGUUCUGAUCACUUUCUAAUUUGAACUAAUUUCAAACAUAGAAAUCUUUGUACACGAUUCGACAUUGAUUUCGUCUAGUGUUCCCAAUUUGUAUAAUAAAACAUCCAAUUUGUAUAUUUAUCUGGAUGAAUAAAAAAUAGGUAUUUAUUAUUCAAGUAGGUAUAUCUAUCUACAUUUUCCAAUCAGUGAGAACUAACAGUAAAACUAAGGUAUCUAUAGUUUUUUUUUAUUUCUUUGUUGAUUUAAGCUCUAAUAAUCUCGCGGUUGUCAUUUUAUUCUAUUACCUGCAUCCAUCUAUGUAAAGCUGAUAUUUGCUUGGCAGCGUAAGGUAUACUUAAGGCCAUACCUAUACACCUUUUCAGCAGUGGACAGCUUAUGGCUAAUAUAUUGACAAUUAAAAAGUGCUCUGCUAACGAAGUGAAACGUUAAUCCUGCAUCAAUAUUGUUAUAAAGCUGGUACUGGGAAUUUAGAUUUUUAUGUCUAAAAUGUAUUUUUUUUCCUCUUGUUAUCUGCAAUCGGCUCUUCCAUAACAGCCAUAAUCAGAUAGUGUCAUGUGUGAAAAUUAGCGUUUUGAGAAGCAGUCCCUGUCAGUGGUCUGCUCUCUUAGAAUGAUUUUGUAAAGCUCAUCAAACUCUAGUGUCAAGGUUCAAUACAAGCCAUCGUCUUAGUCUCGUAGAUUGUUGUGCUGUGAGUAGUUCUCCAGCCAGGUCAUUCGUAUGAUUUAUAAGGCGCUGUUUAUAUUUUUUGCUGUUCAUCCUUAUCUCUUCUUUAAUAGUAUUAAUUUGCAUAUAAUUAUGUAUCUCCUCAUUUCUAACAAACCAUGGAGAUUUAAUAAUGUUUCUUAAAGUAAUGUUCUGAAAUCUCUGCAAAAUCUCUAUAUUGGAAUUACUAGCAGAACCCCACAGUUGGAUCCCGUAAGUCCAUAUAGGUUUUAUUAUGCAUUUAUACAUAAGCAUCUUGUUAUUUGAAAAAUUCCGAAGCAAAAUAUGUAGUAGGUGUACAGUUUCUAGUGGUAAAUUUAUUUGCAAUAUAUUCUAUGAUCAACGUUUUAUUGUUACUAG
Messenger RNA from Galleria mellonella (greater wax moth), 3900 nucleotides. RefSeq lists its product as uncharacterized. Bases 212 to 2086 code for a protein of 624 amino acids. The transcript has a single exon. The record is from RefSeq and is a predicted model, not a curated record. Lineage: Eukaryota; Metazoa; Arthropoda; Insecta; Lepidoptera; Pyralidae.